This is a messenger RNA of Caenorhabditis sp. 36 PRJEB53466, 2181 nucleotides long. The record is from the annotation of a GenBank genome assembly. NCBI's taxonomy places the organism in Eukaryota, Metazoa, Nematoda, Chromadorea, Rhabditida, Rhabditidae.
AUGAGCUCUUCGAGCAGCUUCUCCGACUCUUCCGUCUCUCCCAUCGAGCCCGUCGAUUUUACCGGUAUGCAGAUGCUCGCGGCUCCCAACGCCGUCUCGCUGGCCAACGGAACACUGCUCGCCGCCGGAGGAGCGGCUGGGGUCGCCAACAAAUCGAACAACAAUGCGGCGGAAAAGGUGCCACGUCAGCAGUGCUACCUUUGCGAUCUUCCACGCUGGCCGUGGGCAAUCAUCAACGACUACAUUGAGCCGGUGUGCCGAGGAUGUGUCAACUAUGAGGGAUCGGACAGGUUGGUUGGCUAUUGGAAACGAUAAAUCCCUGAUUUAGUUAGGGGGAGGGGCUCUGUGUGCUGUGUGUGAUGCAAUUGUUUUUUGACCGGGCCUCAGCCUCAUUGACUCACCUAUGAAACUGUUUCGGAUGAUUCCGAGGCAUUGCAACUGAUAAGCCUUCAACUAUCGAUCACUCUCUUCCAGAAUCGAACUUGUGCUCGAGGAGACACGUCAACAGAAAAAGCUUCAGGGCGUUGUGAGUGACCCGCAGAACGCGAAAACCUCUCAUCGAGACGCCACGCCACAACAGCAGCCACUGCCGUUGCAACCGAUUCCAGUGUCCUCCACUCAAAACGGUGUCGGACGCAUCAGCCCGCAAAGAACACCGCAGCCGCCGGCUCUUCCAACAUCUCCGUUCCAGAUGCCCAACUUGAAUAACUUGGAGGUGAGUCGUUGACCCACUGAGAUGUUCUGUACUAUUCAACUGUUUUCAGCAAGUAAUGGCUCACCACCGUCUGCUGCAGAUGAGUCACCCAAAUCAACGUGUGAUGGAUGACCUGCUGCAGCAAUCUCUGCGGAACAUUGGUCCGAACUCACAUCUUCUCGCACCGUUCUUGAUGAAUAUGAUGCCGAGCUCGACGUUCAACAACGCGUCGUCGCAGCCGAAUCCGCGCAAACGUGAUUCGGACGACGAGCAGAAGGCCGAGGGAUACGGAAAAGUUCAGCGAGGUUAGUUGGUAGGGGAAGGUAUGGGAACCGGUUGUUGCGUAAAGUAGUCGCCUCUCUCUCUCUUUCUCUCCUUUUGCGAUUAGCCCUCUCGAAUUACGUAACGCACAGCGCCGCAAAAACCAGGCACCAAAAGUGACCUCGAGAAGCAGAGAGAGAGAGAGAGAGAGAAAGAAAGAAAGACCGAUAGAGAGAUGGGGUCACCGUCUCGAAUCGAACCGGUUUUGCGACGAGGUGCGCCACGACGCCUGGCACCCAGGGUCAUCAUCCUCAUCAUUCUCAUCUACUCCUCUCUCAUUUUUCCAGGCGAUGCCCAAACGACGACCGCUUCGCCAACCUCUACGCACUCGCCCGAUCACCCAAAGGAGCGGCGAGGGAUCGCCGCGCCGAUCGAACGCAUUCUGAGAUGCACUCUCUGCAACGAGCGCCUCGAGGACACACACUUUGUGCAAUGCCCGUCUGUGCACAUGCACAAGUUCUGUUUCCCGUGCUCUCGGAAGAGCAUCAAGGAGCAGUGCAAGAGCACUGACCUCUAUUGUCCAUCCGGAGAAAAGUGUCCGCUGGUCGGAGCCGCGAUGCCAUGGGCUUUUAUGCAAGGAGAGAUCGCCCAGAUCCUGGGAGACGGGUACGAGGAGUUCAAAAAGACCCGGGAAGCGGCUGGACUCGCGCCGCCGAACGGAGCCAACUCUCACACACUUGCCGCCGCCGCAGCCGCCGCCGCUCAGGUUCGUCAAUCGCUUCGAAGAUCACGCACCAGUAAAUGCUGUCGUCGUCACGUACACUUACAAUAACUUUAUCGUGUGUUCUUGUGCCACUAACACUAUUUGUACUACUACAUGCAUGAAGUGAAGUUUCAGUUGAGACGAAGAGGACAGCAUGCUCACAGAAAUCAUCACAAUCGCACACUUACUCGAUCACAGAUUAACCAUUCUUCGUUUUCUACUUCUACUAGUCGUGUAAGUAACACACUAAAUUAACUCUACUACACACACUAAUGAGAAAUUGUUGUCCCGACGUCGCAGAAGUCUGAAAAUGAUUGCGAUGGAGCGUGUUUGACAGAAUUGUCUAGCACAUUUAUUCUAAACACGAUGUUUUCAGAACGGUGCCACCACUCAAACGUCUCCGGCUUCAACAACAACUUCGGCAGCCUCGUCGACUUCCGCCGCCACGUCGCCACAGAACUAA